Messenger RNA from Saxophila tyrrhenica, 1425 nucleotides. It is a transcript of the gene ALG1, whose product is annotated as mannosyltransferase. NCBI's taxonomy places the organism in Eukaryota, Fungi, Ascomycota, Dothideomycetes, Mycosphaerellales, Extremaceae. The record is from RefSeq and is a predicted model, not a curated record. The transcript has a single exon. Gene Ontology annotation, molecular function: mannosyltransferase activity. Gene Ontology annotation, cellular component: endoplasmic reticulum. Bases 1 to 1425 code for a protein of 474 amino acids.
AUGGCAGUGCUUUGGAUGGAGUCGUGGUGGGAGGUGCUGCUAACCACUGCUGUCAUCCUCUCGACAGCACUCACAUUCGUUCUGGUCACAUUGCCUUCUAGAUACAGUUCAUUCGACCACCUUGAAAAAGCCACCGGAGACGUCAGCAAGGAUGCAAACUCGCGCGCGGAGUCCGCUGUCACAGUCCAAGUCGUCGUAUUGGGAGACAUCGGAAGAAGCCCACGAAUGCAAUACCACGCCCUCAGCAUUGCCAACCACGGCGGCAAAGUCAACCUGAUCGGCUUUGUGGAGUCUGAAGUCCAUCCUGACGUGCAGGCCAGCCGCUCUAUCAAAGUCAAACCGCUCCAUCCAUUUUCCAAACGAUGGCAGACGAACAACAAGGCACUCUUCCUCCUGAUCGCGCCGCUCAAAGUGCUCUGGCAGGUCUGGACUUUAUACCAGGCUUUGGGCUACCGCACCAGGCCGAGCAAGUGGAUGCUGGUGCAGAAUCCGCCGUCAAUCCCUACGCUUGCGGUCGCGCAACUCAUUUGUUUUCUCCGCAACACCAGGCUUAUCAUCGACUGGCACAAUUUCGGAUACUCUCUAUUGGCACUACGAUUGGGACCUCAACAUCCGCUGGUGAGAGUGUCGGAAUGGUAUGAGGGUUUCUUCGCUCAACGGGCUACUGCACACUUCGCUGUCACGGACGCUAUGACCAAAUUAUUGAAGCAGAAAUGGGACGUUGAUGCAUCUCCCUUGCAUGACCGGCCAGCAGAGCAGUUCCAGCCGUUGACUACACAGCAACGGACAAGCUUCUUGAGUAAGCUUGCGGAGACAGCCCAAUACGCAGACGGGCUUGAGACAGGAAAGUGGAAGUUGCUGGUAAGCUCUACCUCAUGGACAGCAGAUGAAGACUUCGCUCUGCUCCUUGAUGCUCUCGUCGGCUACUCGGCCGCAGUCGCAGAGGACAGCAAUCUACCGCGCGCUCUGGUGAUCAUCACUGGGAAAGGCCCUCUCAAGGAGUACUACCUAAAACGUAUCCGAGAGCUCAAUCAAGAAAACAAGUUGUCCAGUGUCGUCGUCACGACUGCCUGGCUCAGCACCGAAGACUACGCCUCCCUGCUCGGCUCAGCAGAUGUGGGCAUAAGCCUCCACACUUCUUCGUCUGGCGUGGACUUGCCUAUGAAGGUUGUUGAUAUGCUUGGCACAGGCCUACCGGUACUAGGCUGGAGCAAGUUUGAGGCCUGGCCGGAGCUCAUCCAUGAAGGAGACAAUGGCUGCGGCUUCGAGAGCGCAGAGGGUAUGACAAUCCUUCUGAAGGAUUUGUUCGGCGAUGGUGGACAGCGACUACAGCGUUUAAGACAAGGUGCUCUGAAGGACUGCGAAAGACGUUGGGACGACGAGUGGAUGCCCGUGGCUGGACAGCUCCUACAGCUUAAACCUUGA